Messenger RNA from Dothidotthia symphoricarpi CBS 119687, 4648 nucleotides. RefSeq lists its product as uncharacterized. The transcript has 3 exons. Lineage: Eukaryota; Fungi; Ascomycota; Dothideomycetes; Pleosporales; Dothidotthiaceae. The coding region runs from base 299 to 4213 and encodes 1304 amino acids. The record is from RefSeq and is a predicted model, not a curated record.
CGAGACUGCCGCCUCUUGCCUGCACUACUACUACCUUGGUUCACGCUCCCCCCUUCGACUUCCACACGCUUUGCUCUGCGCAUCGUCCAGAGAGCAGAAGCAGAUCCUCGCGGACAUUGAGUCGGGCUCGAACAAAUUCGGCCGCCGUCUCCUCGGAUCACGCAGCAACAGCAGCAGGCAAGCGCCUCCGCACCCAGUAUCCCCCGCUGCAGCCGCCGCGGGUAAAGCAGACGACAGCAGAGGCCGUAAAUCUUUCAGUAGUAGCAAUCGCCCGGGACUGCCCAAACGCACAAGCAGCAUGCGAGGUGCCUACAACUACUUUUUCGGCAGCGGACAGCCCAUGCCCGCCCCAGCGACGCCCACCAGCCCAGUCAUGACGGCCGAUACCGCCAGCAGCGACCAGCACAUUGGCCUCGACUCGCCGCCUGAUACGCAGGACGCCGAUGUCGAGGUCACUGGCCGCCUCAGUGAGGAUGAAGCGAGCCCUGGUCGCCACUACUCCAUGUCUCUGCAUGCAGGCUCUCUCUACACACCUGCCUCGGCUCUACUGACCCACCGCCUGCCAGCAGCAGACCCGCCGUCGCCCACGCCCAGCGACAAUGUCGCCUCCCAGCUCGCCACGCUAAAGAAGCGCCUGGCCCGCGCCGAGGCCGAGCUCGAGGAGGCGCACAAGGUCGCCCAGACCCAGGACGAGAACGUCAAGACGCUCGAGGUCGGCCACAAGGAGCGCCAGAAGGGCUUCGAGGAGCGCGAGGCGACACUCCAGCAGGACAAGAAGGACCUCGAGGAGCACAUGGUAAGCGUCGUCGUCCAGCAGGUGCGCGAGGCAAAGGCCAAGGAGCGCAGCACCGUGCGCGACGAGUGCGAGGUCGAGUUCGCCGACAAGAUGGCCGCCGUCGCCACCGAAAACAAGGCGCGCGUCGCCGAGCUGCAGCACGAGAUUGAGGCGCUCAAGGCUGAGAUUGUCACCCUCAAGGAGUCGAUAGCUAGCCUGAAGGCUGACAAGGCCGACAAGGGCGGUCUCGUCCCCAAGGCUGACCUCGAAGUGCUGGCUGCCGAAAAGGCCGCCGCCGAGGAGUCUCUUGCCAAGGCUGAGACGGAGCUCGAGUCGCUUGCGGUCGCGAAGAAGCUCGCUGAAGACUCGUUGGUCACUGUCACCGCCGACUACACGACCAUGCAGACGGCCAAUGCUGAGCUCAACGAGCUGAUCAAGGGAUCCAAGCAGCAUCUGACCGAGACCGCGCGCGCCGACGUUGACGCCCGUGAUGAGAGCAUCGCCGCCCUCGCCCUCGAGAAAGAGACCGCGCACAAGUCGGUCAAGCAGCUCGAGGCCCAGGUCGAAGAGCUCAAGAGCCAGAUCAAGGACGUGCAGGCCAAGUUCGACGAGCAAGCCAGCAAGAUCGCCGUCCAGGCUGAGGAGCAGACUAAGUUGGCCCAUGACAACGAGGUCCGCGGCACUAAGAUCACCGUGCUUGAGGAGGCUGUCGCUGCCAAGGUGAUUGCUGCUGACGAGGCUGCUGCCAAGGUUGUGGAGCUCCAGAAGGCCCUCGGCGAUGCUGAGGCCGAGCUUGCUAACAAGGCACACAACCUCGACUCCGCAAAGGCUACUAUCGUUGCCAAGACGGAGGAUGCUGAUGCCAAGGUCACUGAACUUGAGAACGCGCUUGCGCAGGCGAAGGAGGACCUUGCCACCAAGACGUCUGAACUCGAGGCUGCCAAGGCUGACGCCAUCGCAAAGUCUGAGGAGGCUGCCGCUAAGGUUGCUGAGCUAGAGACUGAGCUCAAGAAUGCUCAGGAAGAGCUCGCCACCAGGACGUCUGACCUUGCAUCCGCCAAGGUUGACAUGGCCACCAAGUCGGAGGAGGCUACUACCAAGGUCACAGAGCUGGAAAACGCGCUCGUCGAGGCCAAGGAGGAGCUCGCUAAGAAGCAGGCUGCCUUCGAGGCUGCUCAGGCUGAAGCUGUUGCAAAGUCUGAGCUGGCCCAUACCAACGCCAACCAGCUCACCAUGCUCACCGCGUCCUCCACGACUGAGAUUGACGCGCUCAAGGCCGAGAUCAGCGAUUUGCAGAAGAACCUCAAGGCUGCCGAGUCAGGCAAGGACACGGCAGAGGGUGACCUUGAGACUGCACGCGCUAAGAUUGCCGAGCUGGACGCUUCUCUCCAGAAGGUUCUGGAUGAGUUGGUUACCAAGAAGGCUGAAGUUGAUGCCACCUCGACUGCACUUGCUGUUGAGGAGGAGGCCGCUGUCAAGGCCGUCGAGGAAGCAGACAGCCAGGUUGAUGUCCUCACUGCCAAGGUUGCGGAGCUUGAGAAAGCCCUGCAAGGCGAGAAGAGCAAUGUCGAGGCUCUCAACACCAAGGUUGCGGAGCUCGAGAAGGCGCUUCAAGAGUCCAAGGACAAUCUGGCGGCGAAGCAGACCGAGUUGGAGAUUGCGAAGACUGAUGCUAGCAAGAUCUCCGAGGUCUCUGACGCCAGGAUUACUGAGCUCGAGGCUGCACUUAACGAGACCAAGGCUGAUGCUAGCAAGGCUGCUGCCACCUCGAAAGAGGAGAAGGAAGUACUUGAGAGCACUGUCGCCACUUUGUCGGCUUCGCUCAAGGAGGCCAAGGACAACUUGGCCGCUAAGGAGUCUGAGUUGGAGGCUGCUAAGAGCGAGGUUGGCGAGACCAGCAAGGCUCUUGCAUCUUCGAAAGAGGAGGCUGAGGGACUGAGGGCCACCGUUGCGACUCUCGAGGCUUCGCUCAAGGAGGCAAAGGACGUUGUGGCUACGAGAGAGUUGGAGACUGAGGCUGCCAAGUCCGAUGCCACCAAGACAUUCGAGGUUACGGCUGCAAAGAUCGCUGGGCUGGAGAUGUCGUUGACGGAGGCGCGGGAUGCUUUGGUCGCCAAAGACUCUGUGUUGGAGACUGCCAAGGACGAAUCCAGCACCGCUGUUGAGGCUGCUCAAUCAGACGCUCAAGCACUUCAGAUCAAGAUUGGCGAUUUGGAAUCCGCCUUGAACGAGGCGAAGACCAACCUCGCAGCCAAGGACGCCGAACUCGAGGCAGCCCAGAAGGAUGUCGUCGUUGCGAAGGAGGACAUUACCAAGGUUACUGAGACCGCCAAGGUUGAUGCCGAGGGUCUCCAGAGCAAGAUUGCUGAGUUGGAGGCAUCAAUCAAGGAGCAGGACGCGAAGCUCGCUGAACAGGCCCAGGCUACCUUGUCAUCCAAGAGCCAAUCCGAUGAGCUGGCUGCCAAGGUCGCUGCCCUCGAGGAGUCUCUUAUGGAGGCCUCGACCAAGCUGGAAGCCAAGGAUGUAGCGCACACUGCAGCUCUCGAGGUUGUUACCUUGUCCAAGGUUGACGCCGAGAAGGCUGUCGAGUCUUCGAAGGUGGACGUUGAGGCUCUUACCGCCAAGGUUGCUGAGUUGGAGUUGGCCAACAAGGCCACCGCUGCUGACAACGAGGCACUCCAGACGGCCAAGAACGUACUUGACAGCGAGUUGACGGCCACUAAGCUAGCCAAGGAGGAAGUCGAUACUCAGCUGGAGAUCUCGAUUGUGAAUGACGCCAAGAUCGCUGAGCUGCAGGCUCAACUCGAGAAGACGACCGCCGACCAUGCUAUUGCGCUCAAGACGGCACAGGACCACAUGGAAGAGGUCCAGCUGUCUCAAGUCACACUCCAGGAAGAGCUCAAGGUCGCCAAGGUCGCUGAAGCCGCUACCACACCUCUGCAGACCGAGCUCGUGGAAGCAAAGGCUCUGGCAGAGAAGGCGGUCGCCGAAAAGACCGAACUGGAAGCCGACAUCAAGGUCCAGGGCGCCAAGAUCACCGAACUCGAAUCCAGCAUCGAAACCGUCGAGAAGGAGAAGACCACCAAAGACGCCGAGAUCACUGAACUCCACGCGAAGAUUGUCGAGGCCUCGCAAGGAUCCGACGCUCUCAAGACGCUCGAAGCCUCAAAGGCCGACGUCGACGCCCAGCUCCUCGAGGCCAAAACUACCCUCGCAACCCACGAGGAGAAGUCGACGACUUUCGAGACCGAACUCACUACCCUCAAGGCCGCGAAUGAGACGUCGCACGCUGAACUCGAGGCGCUUAAGGUGUCGCUUGAUAAGGCGAAGACGGAUCAGGAGCAGCUGAAGAAACUUAACACGGCGGUUAUGGAGAAACUCAAGGCGAAGGAUGCGCAGAUUAAGGAGUUGAGCGCUAAGGCUAAUGGGGCUGCGUAGUUUUUUCGCUCAUCACGAGUCGAAGCAGAUGACCCGCCGAGAGGUUGAUGUUCCGCGAAAAGGGGGUAGGAGGAAACGAUGAUAUCGUUCGUUUCGGUCUCUGUGUGUGGAGUGUUUUGAGAAGCGGUAGUAGAUUGUAGUAGUGGGCAUCUGGCAUUAUACCCCCCCUCUCCCCUCCCCUUACCCCCCCUGCCUCCUGCCCCCUGCCUUCGUUUGCGAAGCUUUGCGUCGUUGGCGGGAUGGAUGGAUGUGGCCCGCGUGUCUGUCUGUGUGUACGUGUGUACGUGGGAAGGUUAAUGCGUGGUCAUUUCGUCUUGCUGCAUUUUUCUGCACUCUCUCCUCCUGGUUUGUGGGUUCGGGGUUGGUCCCGGGGUGGGUUUCUGGGUCUUUUUUCGGAAUGUGUCUCUUUUUCGUGGUGAAGGGAGUGGAGUGGAG